Messenger RNA from Aethina tumida (small hive beetle), 1121 nucleotides. RefSeq names its product 39S ribosomal protein L11, mitochondrial. NCBI's taxonomy places the organism in Eukaryota, Metazoa, Arthropoda, Insecta, Coleoptera, Nitidulidae. Gene Ontology annotation, molecular function: large ribosomal subunit rRNA binding; structural constituent of ribosome. Bases 485 to 1072 code for a protein of 195 amino acids. Gene Ontology annotation, biological process: translation. The transcript is spliced from 2 exons. Gene Ontology annotation, cellular component: mitochondrial large ribosomal subunit; ribosome. The record is from RefSeq and is a predicted model, not a curated record.
UGGUACGAAUAAAAGGAAAAUAUCGUCGUUCCGUUUCUCAGUUCCGUUGCAUAAGUUUGUCUCGCACAAGCAGACUGUUACAUUUUUUUGCACCGUACAACCUUCUCUCACGAUCUCCAGCUCUGUGGCACAUCCUCUCGUCGUCUUCGUCUUGUUCUCGCUCAGAUGCACGCUUUUCUUGAAGCAGAAAGUGUUUGCGUUCGGCGGACACAACAGCGUACUAUUGUGGUCUUUCGGUGUGGGGCGCAAAACUGAACACAAUUCGUUAUCCGGACUGCAUUGGUGACAUAUCAGGGAACGCGAUUGUUUAAGGUCCGGAUGUACAGUCAAAAUUGCCGCACAGGCCGUCGUCAAUAUCAGCAACAAUUUAAGGAUGUUAAUGGUUGGUUUCGUGAUUCGGUCAUGACCAUCACAAUAUCGUAGACAUUUGAGGUUAGGUACAUGUUAUGUGACGUUUGAAGUUCGUUGUCGUUCGAAAGAAAGCAUGUCGAAGGCCGCUGCGCGAUUGAAGAAUUUAAAAAAGACCGUCGAGAAAAUACAGCAUGGUAAAAUCAAAACGAACAUUCCUGCCGGCUUGGCAGCUGCCGGACCGCCGUUGGGGCCCAUGCUCGGACAAAGAGGCAUAAACAUCGCUGCGUUCUGCAAAGACUUCAACGAACGAACGAAAGACAUAAAAGAGGGCAUACCUCUGCCCUGCAAGAUCUCCGUUAAUCCGGACAGAAGCUACGACCUGUCGAUCAACAAACCGCCUGUCGUUUAUUUCCUGAAACAAGCCGCGGGAAUACAACGGGCCGCGAUGAACCCGGGCAAAGAAACGGCAGGUAAAGUCACACUGAAACACGUUUACGAAAUAGCAAAAAUAAAAGGUCAAGAUCCCACGUUGGAGACGAAAAGUUUAGAAGAAAUGUGCUUCAUGAUUUGCGGAGUCGCAAAAUCGUGCGGCAUCGAAGUGGUCAAAGAAUUAAACGCCGACGAUUAUAGACAGUUUUUGGAGGAAAGAAAGCUGAUUGUGGAGGAACAGAAAAAGGAACUGCAACAAAUCAAAGAAGCAAAACUGUUACGUACCGGUUGAAUUUUGUGUACAAAUUAGUUUUAGUUAAAUUAAUAAAUUGUAGAUUGAA